Molecule: messenger RNA, 714 nt
Organism: Epithele typhae
Lineage: Eukaryota; Fungi; Basidiomycota; Agaricomycetes; Polyporales; Epitheliaceae
Product: ribosome biogenesis protein Nop16
Exons: 4
Coding region: 1-714 (237 amino acids)
Biological process (GO): ribosomal large subunit biogenesis
Cellular component (GO): nucleolus
Source: RefSeq, a predicted model, not a curated record
AUGGCGAACCCGCGACAGCGGCGCAAGACGCGCUCGGGCACGCACAAGGCCGUGCAGCACUCGCGGCGCGCGAAGACGCUGCUCAAGAAACAACCGCCACUCCGAGGACCGAAGGCGCUCCAGGACGCCUGGGAUCCGCGGAAGACGGUGCGCCAAAAUUACGAGGCGUUGGGCCUGGCGGCGUCGCUGAACCCGAUCGCGUCCGGAGGGACGGAGAAGCGGCUGGGCGGGCGUGCUGCGGAAGGUGAACGCGGAGGAGGAGAAGACGCCCCCGUCGGGGGCUCGUCGACCGUGGGCGCGAGGCCGGCGGGGGCGGAGGCCAAAUUGCCGAAGGGGUGGGGGCGGAUCAUCCGGGACGCGGAGGGGAACGUCGUCGACAUCGAGCUCGCGGACGAAGAGGAGGCGGGAGUGGACGAGGCCGGGGACGGGCUGGACGAGGUCGCGGACCCUCGGGAGGACGGGCGACUGGCGGGCUGGGUGGCGGUGGGGGCGCUGCUCGAGCAACUUUCCGAGGCGCGGGCAGGGCAGGGCACGCGGCGGCACGCGUCCCAGGGCGAGCUCGCGCUGCUGCGGGCGCUGGUGGCCAAGCACGGGGAGGACGUGGAGGAGAUGGCGCGGGACCGGCGGGCGAACGUCGAGCAGCGGACGGCCGGGGAGCUCAGGCGGGCGAUCCGCAAGGCUGGCGGCCUCGGCGCGCUGGCGGGGGCGGACUAG